Epinephelus fuscoguttatus (brown-marbled grouper) is the source of this 1331-nucleotide messenger RNA. Its product is annotated as prestalk protein-like. The transcript is spliced from 3 exons. The record is from RefSeq and is a predicted model, not a curated record. Bases 1 to 1182 code for a protein of 393 amino acids. Lineage: Eukaryota; Metazoa; Chordata; Actinopteri; Perciformes; Serranidae.
AUGAGCUAUCUGAGUUAUGAAAAGAUACAGCAUGGACAACAGGCUGAUCCUCACCAUCCUAUUUGUGACCUGUCUGUCUGUGGGCACCUAUGGUCAAGUGACUACAACUGCACCAACCACAGCUGCACCAACUACUGCAGCACCAACCACAGCUGCACCAACCACAGCUGCACCAACUACUGCAGCACCAACCACAGCUGCACCAACCACAGCUGCACCAACUACUGCAGCACCAACCACAGCUGCACCAACCACAGCUGCACCAACCACAGCUGCACCAACCACAGCUGCACCAACUACUGCAGCACCAACCACAGCUGCACCAACCACAGCUGCACCAACCACAGCUGCACCAACCACAGCUGCACCAACUACUGCAGCACCAACCACAGCUGCACCAACUACUGCUGCACCAACCACAGCUGCACCAACCACAGCUGCACCAACUACUGCAGCACCAACCACAGCUGCACCAACCACAGCUGCACCAACUACUGCUGCACCAACCACAGCUGCACCAACCACUGCAGCACCAACCACAGCUGCACCAACCACAGCUGCACCAACCACUGCAGCACCAACUACCGCAGCACCAACUACAGCAGCAGCAAUGACUACUACAGCAGCAGCAAUGACUACUACAGCAGCAGCAGCAAUGACUACUACAGCAGCAGCAAUGACUACUACAGCAGCAGCAGCAAUGACUACCGCAGCAGGAGCAACUACCGUAGCACCAACUACUGCAGCAACAACUACAGCAGCAGCAGCAAUGACUACUACAGCAGCAGCAGCAAUGACUACUACAGCAGCAGCAGGAACUACCGCAGCAGGAACUACCGCAGCAGCAACUACCGCAGCAGGAACUACCGCAGCAGCAACUACCGCAGCAGGAACUACCGCAGCAGGAACUACUGUAGCAGGAACUACUGCAGCAGGAACUACUGUAGCAGGAACUACCGCAGCAGGAACUACCGCAGCAGGAACUACUGCAGCAGGAACUACCGCAGCAGGAACUACCGCAGCAGGAACUACUGCAGCAGGAACUACCGCAGCAGGAACUACUGUAGCAGGAACUACCGCAGCAGGAACUACUGCAGCAGGAACUACCGCAGCAGGAACUACAGCAGCAGCCCCACUGAUGCCCAACACCACAGUGGAAGCUCUUGGGACACCUCUUUCUAGGAGAGGAUGUGGGACCCAACAGCUCUGUGCAUCCGAGCCUUCCACUUGUGACCCUUCCUCAACAAAUUGUUUCUUUCUUGCCGCCAAGCAAACCAGUGGUCAAAACUUUGAGCUUGGGCUUGCAGGACAGUCAAGCGGCUACGUGGCUG